Molecule: messenger RNA, 2818 nt
Organism: Hylaeus volcanicus
Lineage: Eukaryota; Metazoa; Arthropoda; Insecta; Hymenoptera; Colletidae
Exons: 5
Coding region: 70-2646 (858 amino acids)
Source: RefSeq, a predicted model, not a curated record
UAAACGGCUAGCGGACAGGUCAUCGAUAUUCAGACGUAGUCAGUCGAAGAGUUCAUUCCUAGAGACACCAUGAUGAAGUUCGCUUUGGCAGUUUUGGCGGUCCUGGCCGUCUCCAGCCCCCUGAAUGCCUACACAGUCCCCCGUACGGGCAAUGGUGCUCUCGCCGAUGAAUUCCAGGGUUUCGUGGACUUGUUGCCCUUGGACCAGAUAGUCGCAACCCUCCACAAAUACUUCGAGAGCGACCCUGAAUUAAAGGAAGUCCUCACCUACCUGCACUCGUCUGAAUUCUUGAGCCUGGUCGCCGACAUCGAGGCCCUCCCAGACGUCGUCAGCCUGUUCAACUACAUGCAGUUGGCUGGCGUGGACGAAUACUACCUGGUGAACAAAGCGAACGCGUUCCUUGGACUUCCAGCCUUACAACCACCAGCAACUCUCAUGAAUCUCAAGUCCGGUGGAGUUCGUGGUUUGAUCGACGAAAUCCACGCCUUGAUACCCGAAGCCAAGCUUUGGGCUCUGUACCGUCAGAAAAUGGCCAAUGCUCCAGUGUUCGCCCAAUACAUGGCUGUCCUGAGGUCUCCUGCAGCCCAGAGAAUCGUCGACGGUGUCACCUCCGACCCGAACUUCCCCGGUUUCCUAGCCCAUGCACUCAAAUACGGCGUUGAUGUCAACCAUGCUGUCGAUUUCAUUCAGCAAUUCUUCGGCGUCACUGUCCACCUCCCAAUGAAGUUCGCUUUGGUAGUUUUGGCGGUCCUGGCCGUCUCCAGCCCCCUGGAAGCUUACAAAUUCCCGCGCGCGGGCUCGGGCGCCCUCGCAGACGAACUCCAGGACUUCGUGGAUGCUAUUCCUCUCGACGAGAUGCUGGGCAUCUUCUUCCAAUAUCUCUUUGAGGACACGGAAUUCCAAACGUUUGUCACCUACAUGCGUUCCAAAGAAUUCACGACUCUGAUCAAGCACAUCGAGGACAUGCCCGAGGUCAUCGACCUGCUGAACUACGUGCAGAAGGCUGGCCUGGACAUCUACCUCAUGGUGAACAGAGGAAAUGACUUCCUCGGUCUUCCCAGACUCCAGGUCCCCAACGUGGCCGUGAACUUCAAGAUCACGGGAGGAAUCCGUGGCCUCCUCGACGAUAUCGAGGCCAUCUACCCCAAGCAGAAGGUGCACGAACUGUUCGAAUACAAAUUGGCCCACUCCAAGGUGUUCGCCGGCUUCUACGCUCGCUUGAGUGCGCCCUCGAUGCAAAAUGUCGCCAACGGUAUUUUAGCUGACCCGAACUGGAACGGUUUCUUCGACAAAAUCUCGAAAGCUGGGGUUAAUGUCGAGGACGCCAAGGAAUUCAUAGAGAAAUUCUUCCAUAAUACCGAAAGUCAGUCGUACUCAUCGAUAGGACCUGUCACGAUGCGUUUCACACUGGUAGCCCUAACGGCCUUGGUUGCUGUCGCAACCGUCAAUUGUCACUAUCUCCCAUCCUUCGGCGAGGGACCUCUCUACAAGGACAUCCAGUACUUCAUGGAUAUGAUCCCUCUGGAUGAAGUGAUGACGCUCACGCUUCAGUACGCCUCUGAGGAUGCCGAGUUCCAGGAACUUCUGAUGUACUUCGAGUCCUACGAUUUCAAGGAGUUGCUGACAGAAAUCGAAAAAAUCCCAGAGUUCCGCAACUUCGCAGCCUACCUGCAGAAGAACGGAGUGAACAUCAACAACGUGCUGAACGAAGUGAACAAACUCGCCGGCAUCCCAGCGUUCCAGCCAACCCUUCUGAAGAUCACAGGUGGGAUCAGGGGCUACUUCGACCAGGUGAAGGCGCUCGUCAACUACGACCUCUUUAUCCACGGUUACGUCUACAAGAUGAGGCACUCACCCGCGUUCCGCGACUUCGUCAGGGAACUGAAGGCCCCCAAUCACCAGAAAUUCAUCAAUACCUUGUACUCUAAUCAACGUUACCUGAAAUUCCGUAACAUGAUCAGCGUUAAGGGCAUCGACGUGGCUCUGAUCGAGGACAUUAUCUACACCGUUCUGGGCAUCGAGUUCCCCGAGCUCAAGAACUCCUUCGUGGUAUUCUCUAAGGACACGGGACUUGCCAAGGAUAUCCAUGACUUCGAGGCCCUCGUCGACAGGGAAAAGAUCUUGUCGAUCAUUCUCAGGUAUUUGGACGAUGACCAGGUUCAGGUAGCGAUUAAUGACAUGUACAGCGAGGAGUUCCACGAGUUGGUGCGCCAAGUCGAGGCCUUGAAGGCGUACCAAGACCUGGUUCUGUACCUGAAAGACGCUGGCUUGGAUAUCUUUAGUUUCCUGCAGAAGGUCCACAAGAUCUUCGGUAUGGAGGACUACGUGCCACCCAAGAGAGGUUUUGCGUAUAGAACUUACGCCAAUCGCGGCGGAAUGAAGGCCAUGCUGGACGAGAUCAUCGCUAUUCUUCCCAUGGAUCAGUUCAAGACCAUGUUCGACGAGAAGAUGAACAGUUCGCCAGAUUUCAAGAGCUUUAUCGAGAAACUCCGCUCACCGAACUUCCAGACCAUCGUUAAUGCUGUUUACAGUGCACCCAUCUUUCUGGAGAUGAGACAAAAGGCGCUCAACGAUGGCUUGGACCUUGCACCUGUUAAGCAGAUAUUCAAGGACAUAACUGGCGUUGAUUUGCCUACCGUUCCUUGAAUUGCGAAGCUUGUGGUAUUCAUGUACGCGAAAAUACUCAGAAAUGAUUCACAAUCGAUUUAUUUUAAUUAUUGUAUGUAAAGUUUGAUUGUUCUUAUGAUAUGUAAAAUUCGACUUUAUAGAUACUGUGUAUUUUACUUGUUGCAGGAACAAUUUGGUUCUUUUUAUGAUA